UAGGGACAGGAUGACGACAAGGGCUUAAAAACUCUACCAUGUCUACUUGUUAAGGAAUGGGAACGAUACACGAAAAAUCCAUGGUUCUUGAGGAAGAGUUGCAUACUCCUUCUAAAAGCACAAGAUCAAAUUCUGCAAUGGAUAAAAACCCCUUGAUUCUUGAGAAAGAGCAUAUGCAAACAAAAUUUCAGUGCCUCUAUCUACUGAUCAAGUUAUGCAACACUCCCAAACAGCUGAAACAAUUGGUUCAUCUAAUCCUAGGAAAGUAAAAAGAGUUCGAGGGAGGAACAAGUGCAAAGAAGUUGCAUCACUUGAAGUUGGACAAAAGCUGAAAUUAACUUUUUACAAUAAUCGAACGGUUGGAACGAACAUCAAUCUGUUUUCGAGGCACUUGGGAAGAAUAGUUCGUGACCGUAAUAUAUGUCCAUUGGGAGUAUCAUCGUGGAGUGACAUUAAGCAAGAAAAGUUGAAUCACAUGUGGGCAGCUGUUGAGGAUAAGUUUGAGAGUGUGGACAUGAAUGAUCAUCGUUAUCAUAUCUUGGAAUGGAUGAAAGAGUUAUGGAACAAAUGGAGAGGAUACUUGUAUGCAAACUAUAUGAAGAAUAAACCAAUCCAACAGGCUCUUAAGAAUAUUCCAAAGGGAGUAGACACGAAAGAAUGGGAGUGCUUAGUAAAAGAACAUUUUACUUCAGAAAGUUUUCAGGCGAGAAGCACCAGGAAUGCAGCAAAUCGAGCUAAGUUGAAGAUGCCUCAUCAUAUUGGUAACAAGCCUAUUCGAGAGAUUAUUUAUCAAAAGGGCGGGAAAUAUGGCAAUCCACCAGAUUUGGGGACUGUUUUCUUUGAGACUCGUAAGAAAGAUAACAAGCUUAUUGAACCUGAAGCAAUUGAAAAACAUGCUCAGAUCAAAGAUAUGGUUCAAUCAGAGCCAUCUCUAUCUAGCAUAGAGAUUGUAGAAAAAUGUUGUGGCCCUCAAACUCGUAGCCAUGUGUUUGGCUUUGGGGGUGGAGUAAAGGCGAAAGACUUGAAAGGUGGCACUUCUUCAAAGGCUGAAUUAUUGUCUGUGCUACGAUCAACUCAAGAGGAUAACAAGUCCUUGAAUGAUCUCUUGUCUGCCUUAGAAGAUGAAAUGAAAGAAAUUAAGAAAAUGAAAGAAUUCUUUACUGCUCAACAGUCAUAUGUCCCGCCUAUGACAUCGCCUGUUUCAUCCGAAUGACCACUGUUUUUGUCUGCUGAUCAAGCUCGAUGAUUUUGUUGGAUAACACCUAAUGAAUUUAGAUUACUUUUGGGGUAAGCGGUAUAACCACUACUAGUGUAACAUUUACAUAUAUUAUCUCUCCAUACUAGUUGAAAUUUUUGCAGUAGUACAGUAACAAAGGCUAGUUGUACUUCUAACCAAAAUUUCAAACAAGUGCUCUGAAGAGCUUGCUGCAGAAUAUUCUACUUCACCACCAGUGCUUGCAACUUCCAAUAUUCCAACCCUAUUGCUGUCUAUAUAUAACUAUACUAUUCUUGUCUCCAACUGCAACCUAUUCUCUGCAAAUUCUUGAUUUGGUAUUUUCCUUGCUGUAUAAGAGAGUUUACUGGAAGUUUAAAAGAAA
Molecule: messenger RNA, 1598 nt
Organism: Lycium barbarum (goji berry)
Lineage: Eukaryota; Viridiplantae; Streptophyta; Magnoliopsida; Solanales; Solanaceae
Exons: 7
Coding region: 215-1213 (332 amino acids)
Source: RefSeq, a predicted model, not a curated record